This is a messenger RNA of Bubalus bubalis (water buffalo), 3273 nucleotides long. It is a transcript of the gene CRAT, whose product is annotated as carnitine O-acetyltransferase. The transcript has 14 exons. The record is from RefSeq and is a predicted model, not a curated record. Gene Ontology annotation, molecular function: carnitine O-acetyltransferase activity. The coding region runs from base 531 to 2381 and encodes 616 amino acids. Gene Ontology annotation, biological process: carnitine metabolic process, CoA-linked. Gene Ontology annotation, cellular component: peroxisome. NCBI's taxonomy places the organism in Eukaryota, Metazoa, Chordata, Mammalia, Artiodactyla, Bovidae.
GGUCCCCACCUGUCAUCUUCGAGCCGGGCUCUGAUCCGACCCCAAGAACUAUUAGACGACCUGCCUCUGUCAACAUGGUUGUGUUUUCCUACCACUCUGAGGGCAGCGCCACCAAAAGGACUGAGGGGGUGCACACCACUGCCUCCCACAGUUUGUGGACGCCUUAAUGGAGGUGGGAGAGGGCGAACCGGACGGCGGUUUCCGCCUUGCUCCUCUUCCCGGGUUCCACCGCCUCGUAGGGUUCCCCAACCGCUCAUUACGCCCCGGUCCCGCCCCCGCCCCGCGCUCGCGGCUUAGCUUCCGGGGCAGCAACCGGCCCGAGGCCCCGCCCCACGAGUCCGCCUCUCCCGGGCCGCCCGCCUGCCCGGCCCGGUGGGUCGGCGCGGGGCCGCCUCUACCGGCCACAGGCCGUGACUCCGCGACCUUGGCCCUGAGGCUCUAGCAGGGACCCACGGGCGGCGUCGGCGGCGGCGCGGACUUUGCCCAGCGCGUGGGACGGAGCGGACUGAGUCCGCGGGCGGGCCACAGAGAUGUUGGCAUUCGCUGCCAGGACCGUGGUGAAGCCCCUGGGCCUCCUCAAGCCCUCCUCCUUGAUGAAGGUUUCUAGUCGCUUUAAGGCACAUCAGGACUCGCUCCCCCGGCUGCCCGUGCCCCCACUCCAGCAGACCCUGGACCAUUAUCUCAAGGCGCUGCAGCCCAUCGUGAGCGAGGAGGAAUGGGCCCAAACCAAGCAGCUGGUGGAAGAGUUCCAGACAGCAGGCGGCGUGGGGGAGCGCCUGCAGAAGGGGCUGGAGCGCAGGGCCAGGAAGAUGGAGAACUGGCUGUCCGACUGGUGGCUCAAAACAGCCUACCUCCAGUACCGCCAGCCCUUGGUCAUCUACUCCAGCCCUGGUGUGAUGCUGCCAAAGCAGGACUUUGUGGAUCGGCAGGGCCAGCUCCGGUUCGCUGCCAAAUUAAUCGAGGGCGUGUUGGAUUUCAAGGCCAUGAUUGACAACGAGACCCUGCCCGUGGAGUACCUGGGGGGCAAGCCACUGUGCAUGAACCAGUACUAUCAGAUCCUGUCGUCCUGCCGUGUGCCGGGCCCCAAGCAGGAUUUGGUCACCAAGUUCAGCAGGACCAAGAAGCCACCUAUGCACAUCACCGUGGUGCACAACUACCAAUUUUUUGAGUUGGAUGUGUACCACAGCGAUGGGACACCCCUGACCUCAGAUCAGAUCUUCAUGCAGCUGGAGAAGGUCUGGAACUCAUCACUGCAAACCAACAAGGAGCCUGUGGGCAUCCUCACCUCCAACCACCGUAACUCCUGGGCCAAGGCCUACAGCACCCUCAUCAAAGACAAGGUGAACCGGGAGUCAGUGCACUCCAUCCAGAGGAGCAUUUUCACUGUGUGCCUGGACGCACCCAUGCCUCGGGUCUCAGAAGACACAUACCGCAGCCAAGUGGCGGGCCAGAUGCUGCAUGGGGGCGGCAGCAAGCUCAACAGCGGCAACCGCUGGUUCGACAAGACACUGCAGUUCAUCGUGGCCGAAGAUGGCGCCUGUGGGCUCAUCUACGAGCAUGCGGCAGCCGAGGGACCCCCCAUCGUCUCCCUCUUGGACCACGUCAUCGAGUUCACGAAGAGGCCAGAACUCGUGCGGUCUCCCAUGGUUCCCCUGCCCAUGCCCAAGAAGCUGCGGUUCAACAUCACGCCUGAGAUCAAGAGCGACAUUGAGAAGGCCAAGCAGAACCUCAGCAUCAUGAUCCAGGACCUGGACAUCACGGUAAUGGUGUUCCACCACUUUGGAAAGGACUUCCCCAAAUCGGAGAAGCUGAGCCCAGAUGCCUUCAUCCAGAUGGCACUGCAGCUGGCCUACUACAGGAUCUACGGGCAGGCUUGUGCCACCUACGAAAGUGCCUCUCUGCGCAUGUUCCACCUGGGCCGGACCGACACCAUCCGCUCAGCCUCCAUGGACUCACUGACCUUCGUCAAGGCCAUGGAUGAUCCCAAUGUGACGGAGCACGAAAAGGUGGAGCUGCUGCGGAAGGCCGUGCAGGCCCACCGAGCCUACACCGACCGGGCCAUCCGUGGGGAGGCCUUUGACCGGCACCUGCUGGGCCUGAAGCUGCAGGCCAUCGAAGACCUAGUGAGUAUGCCCGACAUCUUCAUGGACACCUCCUACGCCAUCGCCAUGCACUUCAACCUCUCCACCAGCCAGAGGAUGGAGCAGACUCAGGGAGCACAUGCCACAUGCCCAAAGCCCCAGAGAGCAAGGAGUGGAGCCCCGACCCCAUGGGGAGUGGGUGUCGCCGGGGCCUGGCCACUCCCAGCCUGGCCAGCAGGGUGGGAUCUCAGUGGGGAAGGGAUUUGUGGGUCCCCUUCAGGGACCUUGAGCAGGACCUGAAGAGAAUCCCAUCAUGACAGCACAGAGGCCUUGCUCUGCAGCUGGGGAGCGGCUGGCCCCCGGUGUCCCCAGGCUGGAUCUCAGGAAGCAGGGCCCACAGCAGGAGCUGAGUGCUUGCUGUGUGAGCCUCACUAGGGGGGUAGCUGCCCCAACCCAGCUGGGGCCAGUCAGGGAGGGGAGGCAGUGAUGCAGGCCAAGGACACGGCAGGGACACACGUCCACGACUCCAGAAACUCAGGUUUUAAGAACUGCUUGGGGCUGACGACAAGGCAGGAUUUUCCCCCAGAAUGUUGUCCUUCAGAAGCGAGGUCAUCCCUUUGCAUUUGGGUUGUUACAAGUUUCAUAACGUGGAGCCUCACUCAGUUCUGUAGAGCAGCAAAGUACUGCUUGAGGAAGACACAUUUACGUAAACAGCCCUAAUCAGUACUCUGGUGGAACUUCCGGGGGAGGGGGGAGCCAAAGAACCAUGAAGAUGUAGUCAUUAUCCCUGGGGGUGUGACCUAUGACACAGGUCUCUGGACACACGAGGGGAGCUAAGUGUUGGGGAGAUCACAUACGCCUACAGGAUCAACUUUUGAAAUCCAGCCAUCUGAAUGCUGUGCCAGUGUGUUUGGAGUAAAAUUUCCAAGUACAGCACCAUGCAUGAAAUACAGAAAGUCCUGCCGUAUCCCAAAUCGCUUGUCUAGUGGACCCGGGAGAAUUAGGUCAGCAGACUGAGGCUGCCCAGAAACAGCCAGACCCUGCCCUGAUGCCACUGAUGCAGAUGAUGAACUUUUUUUUUUUUUCCAAAAUGAAUGAAAAAGAACUGUCAUAAGUUUAUAUAUUUUGUGUAAUACAUCAUUUGAAAUUUGAGAAUGUAAUAUAUAUAUAAUUAAUAAAAUCAUAAAGAAUA